Molecule: messenger RNA, 3847 nt
Organism: Panonychus citri (citrus red mite)
Lineage: Eukaryota; Metazoa; Arthropoda; Arachnida; Trombidiformes; Tetranychidae
Exons: 10
Coding region: 269-2926 (885 amino acids)
Biological process (GO): protein sumoylation
Molecular function (GO): zinc ion binding; SUMO ligase activity
Source: RefSeq, a predicted model, not a curated record
GUUUCUUUUUCUACACUUUUGGUUUUUUCCUUUUCUUUUCUUUUUCUUUUUGCCCAUUGACUAAUUCUGCACAUUUUACUAAUUAUUGUAAUUCUAUCUAUUAAUUGUUGACCAUUUUCUUACAAUUUGUUCUCUCUAAUUGAUUUGGUUCCAUUAUUACAAAUUCUAAAUGAUUGUACCUGGUAAACAAUGUGUUACCUUAUUCUCAAUACUACUGUCUUUGUGUUGUUUUUUUCUCUUGAUGAUUUUCGGUUGUAAAUGAUUUAUCAUGCACGAUAUGAACAAGAAUAAUUCAAAUAAGUAUUAUUACAAGAAUCAUCAUCCGAUGUCCAAUAAUAAUCAACACAAUCGUUCCCACCAUCCGGGCAACAUGUUUGAUAAUCAGCGUAAUGAUUAUUUUAACGGGCCUCCUGGUGGUUAUAUUGGUCCUCCUAUGCUCAAUAAUAAUAACAAUAUGAUACCAAGUGGUGGUUAUAAUCAUUUUACUAGUUCUUAUCCAACUGGAGGCGGCGGAGUUGGUGGUGGAAAUGGAGGUGGUAAUGGUGGAGGACCAAAUUUUUAUAGAGACUUUAGACGAAAUUGGCCCCAACAGCCCCAGAUGAUACCACCACAACAAUCGCAGGCACAACACCGACAAAUGCCACCAACACGAUCUAAUCCACCAGUUUCAUCGCAAGGACAAUCAUCUUCAUCAUCUUCAUCAUCAUCUUCCUCUAAUCAGGCUAAUAGAAAUUCUAACUCUUCCUCAACCACCGUGACAACCACAACUACCACCACUUCGUCGUCAUCUUCUUCAUCAUCUUCCUCCUCUUCUAGAAAUACUCGAACAAUUGAUGAACAGACACUUCUUAAAUUGAAACAACACUUAACCGUUACACAGAAGGAAUUGGCUAGAGUGAUUGCGAAGAAAAUUAAACUCGAAGUGGAAGAAAAAAGGUUACAAAAGAUUGUGGAUAAAAGUAAAUCAGAGGUUGACAGGUUGGAAUCGAGAUUAAGAGAUCCAAGGGUCAAGAAUCGACCCGACUCAGGCCAUUCGACACCACCGACACUGGACCGAUCAUUUAAUUUCUUAUCCACUCCUCAAGUUUUCCCACCAUCAACUUCACUUCCUACUACUUCAGUUACCAAUAUAUUAACAACAACAGUGCCAAUUUCUAGUGUUCAAAAUACAUUUACAUUUUCCGGACUAUCCAACGCAACCUUGCAGCUCAACUCUCACCUCUCAACUCCCAGAUCAACUGCAACAACAGCAACAACAACCACAACAUCAACCAUAACCACGCCAACAUUUAUUCCCAAUUUGUCAAUUCCACCAUUAACAGGACCAGGUAACAUUUCAAUUGUUAACAACUCUGGUAAUUUAACAUUAAAUGGCCCCCUAUUAUCUAUGUCUCCUCAAUUCGCCGGAGGUCAAACAGCAUCACUUCUCGCUCCUACAACUCGAAGUUCUAACAAAAAUUCCACCUCUAGAGGUAAACAAUUAGGUAAUUUAGUCCAAUUUAAGCAACUUAAUUUGGUUUUUGCUACUUUUCCUGAUGAGAUUUUAAAACCAGAAAUUUAUCCUUCAAGUCAAACCAAGCUUAGAGUUAAUUUCGUUUUUAAACCAAGUCAACUGGACUUAAUUCAAGAUCCCCAACAAAGAGUUUUAUUAAGAAUAUGUAAUUUCAAAUCAAAGAAAGCGAAUCAAGGUGACAGAGUUUCCCGUAAAUUAUUGAUUAAAAUUAACUCCAGACCAUUUUCAUUGGGAAAACAAGCCGCUGGAUCAAUCAAAGCACCUUUAGAUAUAACACAAUAUUGUACUGUUCUACGAAAUGAACUUGAUCUUUGUUGGCCUGAAAACGAGCCUGUUCGUGAUUACAGUAUCGGUAUAUACAUUAGUAGAAGAUUUACUCCUGACAAAAUCCUCGAUAACUUGAAAAAAAAAGAGUAUCAAAGACCAAGUGAUGAAACUUUAAAAAUGAUUGUAAAAAAUUUCGCUGCCAGUGGUGAUAUAUGCUCAGAGGAGAUAAUGGUCCCUCUAUGCUGUCCAAUAACCAAAAAAAGACUUGAAAUCCCUGCGAUUGGUGUGAAGUGUGAACAUCUUGCCUGUUUCGAUGCUAAAUCAUUUUUAGAUAUCAAUCAAAAACGCUCAGAGUGGCAUUGUCCGUCUUGUAAAAAAGCCAUAAGCUUCAAUGAUCUAAAAGUAGAUUGUUUAAUAGCUGAAAUAUUGUCCAAAGCUCCGCCUGAAUGUUUAAAAGUUUCAUUUGACCGAAAUGGUACUUGGCAUCCUGUGAUAGAAAAUAAAGCGAAAGAAACUUCCCCUACCUUAAUUGACGUUAAUCGAAUUGACAUAAUUACUUUAGAUGACAGUGAUGAGGAAAAUUUGAAAGGUGGAAACAACGAUAAUCAUCCCACCGGUGUAUCAGCCGGAGAGGCAAGAAUGGAUUUAGAAACUGAGCACGAGGAAGAGGAAGAUGAAGAAAGUGAACAAGAUGACGACGAAGAUACAGAGCAAGAUGAUGAAUCAGAUGAUGCUAGUGAUGAUGAUGAUAGUGAUGAUGAUAGUAAUGAAGAUUCAGAUGAAGAAGGUGAAUUAACUGAUAACAGUCGAAGAGAUAAUUCUGGUCGUUGUGAAAGAACUCGUCGAUAUGAGGAUGAUCCCGAUUUUGUUUACUCUGGUACUGAAUCUGAAUCGAAAAGUCCAAAUGGUGAAGGUCCUUCAUCUAACGGUGAUACAGAUCACAAUUUAGAUGAUUCAGCGUUAGAUGAGGAGAUUAGACCACCUUCAAGUAGUCGUGAACGAAGGAAGAAACAGUUCUCCGAAAUUUUUGGCAGUGAUUCCAGGGAGAACUCACCGGAUUCUUCUGUUAAUUCUCCAGUUACUCGUAAAAAACGGAAACAAAGGACUGGAAGAAGAUGUACAAGAAAAGUUCGACGAAAAGAUUAACCGAACGCUCAUUUUUACCAUAUAAUUUUUGUUAAUACGGAAAAUUUUGUGAUAACAAUUCAUUGGAACAAUUUAAAUCAAUCAUCUCACACACUCUCUCCAUCAUCUUUGUUAUCUCUCAACUACCAUCGACAUCUUUCACCCCUCUCAUCAUCAUCAUCAUGGCCAACAAUAAUAAUCAUCAUCCAUCCAUAGGUCAUUUCAAAAUCAACUCGAAAAUUAAUCAUUAUCAUCAAUUCAUUUGUCAUCAUCACCACCGCGGUAUAAAUAUUAUCUUUUGUAUCCCCUUGAAAAGAAUAGGAAGAAAAUGAUAAUAUUUUGUUUCAUCAUCGAGCGACACUCAAGAAAUAUCGAAAUCUGAGAAAAUAAGUUCCUUGUUUAUUUAUCGAAAAUUCUAACAUGAGAUUCUGGUAUCCUUAUAACAGUUUGCAUUCCCAUUGGAAGAAAAUUUUAUUAAUAUUUAUAGAACUUUGUUUUUUUUGUCUUUUACCAUGAAAAACACUAUGGCAAUCAAAGUACAACAAUUGAAAGAAAUCAACUCAAAAUUGGAGAAAAAAACAAAAGUAAGACCAAAAAGUUCAGUGUAAUCUGUUCAUGGGAGAAAACUCAUCAUCUUCUAUUUUUCAUAAUAGUCUCUUCCCCAUUUGCCUUCUCACUCUUUCAAAUGUCCUCUUCUUCUUGCACAAUUAACUUAUCAACGAUUCCAAAUUGAUGAUGGCCGAUUAAUUGGAGUAUAUAUGGACACAAUCAACAUCCCAAAGAAAGAGAAAACCACCAAAUUUAUAAAUAAUAACAUUAAUGAUAAGAAUAUGUAAUUAAAUCUAAAUGAGAAUUAAACAAAAAGAGCACAAACUCUGUAUAGAGAAUGGAAAUUAGAAAAACAAAGUUAUGCUUUUUUGAUUAAAAUCCAUUGAAAGUUUA